Molecule: messenger RNA, 2504 nt
Organism: Aspergillus melleus
Lineage: Eukaryota; Fungi; Ascomycota; Eurotiomycetes; Eurotiales; Aspergillaceae
Exons: 1
Coding region: 64-2448 (794 amino acids)
Source: RefSeq, a predicted model, not a curated record
GUCUCCGGGGGUCAGGUAUGCGUACCGUCUGAGCAGCAACGAGUCGAGACUCUUGGAUCAGUGAUGGAGGCCCUGCAGGUCACCGACGCUUCCUUAACGCCAGUCGUUGUUAAUCAGCUCCAAGCCAGUCAGGUGCCUCAUCUUCGGCAUCUUUAUAUCGGAGGCGAGGCUCCUUCGCAAAGCAUCAUCGACAGCUGGGCUGAUCACGUCCGACUCAGCAACAUUUACGGGACAAGUGAAACUGGCAUAUGGGAUACGUUUCGGCUUGAGAUCUCCCGCAGCGAUAACGCGAAGAACAUCGGUCGGGGGAUCGAUGCCAAUUGCUGGGUCGUCAAUCCAAGCGAUGUCAGCAAGUUACAGCCGGUCGGUGUGAAGGGCGAGUUGCUUAUUCAGACCCCGUUCCUGGGGAGAGGAUAUCUAGGCGAUAAUGCGACAAGCGCAAAUGCGUUCCUACCGGCUCCCAACUUCGCCUCGCUGGUAGGAGGCGACAUCAGCCUUCGAUGUUACAGGACUGGAGAUCUAGCCCGGUACGAGCAAGAUGGGAGUAUUACAUACUGUGGGCGUGAAAGUGGUUUUAUCAAGAUCCGGGGAUUUCGAGUCGAUCUUGGGGAAGUUGAGAUAGCGGUGAACUCGUGUCUUGAUCAUAGACGUGCAGCCGUGAUAGCAGCAGGGGUGAAGGACCGGCGUGACGCUCUGGAGAUAAUUGCAUGUGUGGAAGUGGGCAACAUCAAUGCUAGGUCAGUGUCUGCUAGCGAGCUAAGCGAAAGAUUACGAUCAAGACUGCCACGCUACAUGGUGCCGACGGUAUACAUUCCCUUGCCAGAGCUACCCUGCAAUCAGUCCAAAAAGAUCGAUCGGCCUCAGCUGCGAUCACUGUUCACGCAGCUCAGUCCCACUGGGCUUGUGGCACUGAGACCUGGUGGCAAGACACUUCACCAAUGGCCGAAGAUUGACCAUAGGCGUGCGAUGGCUCUUGAGAUUAGCAAAAGCAUCUCGGAUCUAGUCAUCGGUUCACAGGACUCGAGCUCAGAGACCCUUCAAGGUCUUGACUUUAGCCUCUCCAGUGUGGGCUUGAAUUCGAUGCAGCUGGUAUAUCUAGCUAAUUGGAUCCAUCAGUGUUGGCAGAGAAGUGUUAGUGUGCAGACAUUGCUACAGCCCGGUAUCACUGUAUGUCAGCUGGAAGAGCACCUGCUCCAGGAUCUUGGGAGCACGGAAGGCGCACCGCAGAGGGACAUCCUUCUGGAACUCGACAAUCUGAUGCAGAGCGCCCAAUUUCCCAGUCUGAAUAUUCGUGGACGGACAAUUUUCCUGACAUCGAUGACCGGCUUUCUCGGUACUCAGAUUUUGCGAUUUCUUUUGAGUAAUCCAGAAGUCGAUCGCAUAGUUGGACUAGUGCGCGCAGACAGUGAGACUGAUGCAAGGGAAAAGAUUCAUGCACAGGCAACAGCUGGCGGCUGGUGGAAAGGAGAAUUUGAUUCCCGAAUUAUUGUCUGGCUGGGUGACCUAAAAAAGCCAAAGCUGGGCCUGAAUCAGAGCAAUUGGGAUUGUCUGCGUGGGAGGGCUCCGGAGCUACAUAUCGAUGGUAUCAUUCAUGACGGGGCACGCGCCAAUUGGCUGGAAGGUUACAACAGACUGAAGGCUGUCAAUGUCGACAGUACCAUCACUCUUCUGCAAGCUUAUUCCUGUAGGCCGGUGCCUUGUCCAUUCACAUACGUGUCAGGGGGAUAUCUCCCACUCCCCACAGAUACGAGUGAUCAAAUCGGAGAGAAGCUCUCCACAGCGAGCGGAUAUGACCAAACAAAAUACCUUUCGCGUUUAAUUAUCGAAGAGUAUAACAGCCGCCUCGAGUCGAGGGAUUCCCUUGAGUGGCCUCGAAUUACGAUUGUCCAGCCGGGUUUCAUCGUCGGCACACGGUGGGAGGGCAUCGCCCACGCGGAGGACUUCCUCUGGCGCCUGGCCUACUGCAUUGUAUCACUCGGCGCUGUGAGCGAAGAUUCGAAGAAAUUGUGGAUUCCCGUUGCUGGGGCUGAUCAGAUCGCAUCUAUCGUCAUUGCAGGAAUGUUCCUUCAGAACCCGGAAAAUGUUGUCGAUUGCCGACAGGGCAUCACCGUGCAUGAGUUUUGCGACAUUCUAAGUGACCAGACUGGCUUUCAAAUUAGCACACAAAAUCAUCAACGGUGGCUCGCAUCUUUACGGGAGCAAGUUGACCAGAAUCCCUUGGAUCAUCCCUUUACACCUUUGCUCCAGUGGGUUGGCACCAAUGACUGGCAAUUGACCCCGGCCCCGCCGAAUCAAAGCAACGAUGGCUUAUACCGGCGAGACACCGUAAUGGCUCUAGAGAAGAAUGUGCAAUAUCUGAUGGGUAUUGGAUUUUUGCCUUGCCGAGAGAGACGCACAGUCGUGGGGGAUGGAAUGAGCCGAGCCGUAUUCCGACGAUCGAAGGAUUAGAGAUGAUAGACAGACAGAUAGAUAGAAUGUCAAUAAAGAGAAGUUGAAAAGAGAGA